AGUACCAUACAGUUACCGGGUUUCGUGCGUAACUGUAUCGUGAUCCCGACUCAGUCGAGCUCCGAGUAUUUUAAAGUUUAAAAUGGGAAUAGAAUUGAAAAUAUUCCUUCAAACUGCCACUUUUUUAUGCUAUAAUAUUUAACUGAGCUAUUUUUAGCUCUAAUAUUUUUUUAGCAAGGAUAAAGUUGACAUCGCUGGCUUGGUGACUGCUAUCCUCACCAAGCAGAGGUCGGUGGCUAUUGUGAUUUCAUUCUCGAUCAUUGGUCUUCGAAACAGACUAUGGCCGAAGAAGAUACAGAGAGCAUAGUUUCUUCCAGAGACAGUGGGGAGAGCCAAUUUUUAAACUGCGGCAUCUGUAUGGGAAGAUUUGUGAAUCCUAAGAUGCUGCCAUGUCUCCACACAUUUUGCGAACGCUGUCUCCUGCAGUAUGCUCCUCCUGCAAGCUUGACGCUUUCUUGCCCUGUCUGCCGCCAGCAGUCAAUACUUCCCAAGCAAGGUGUCUCAGGACUCCAGAAUAAUUUCUUUAUAAAUAAUUUAAUGGAUGUGCUAGAACAAGCCUCUGUCUGUGCAAUUUGCCAGGUAAAAUCAAAUGGAGGAUCAAAUAAAUGUUUAGAAUGUAACCAGCAUUUGUGCAACCGAUGCUGUGUCAAACACGUAGAGGAUCCCAGCACGAGUCUACACUCCAUUGUGACUGUAGAAGAUAAUUUUUUGUUUAACGACGAUGAUAAUGCUGUUAAUAAUCAUUCCGGACAAAAUAGUGAGAAGAAAAACAAUUUGCUAACAUGUCCUAAGCACAUAAACCAGUCCUUGCGAUUUUAUUGCAAGGAAUGUGAAACAGCCAUUUGUGUGACUUGCACUGAUAUAGAGCAUGCUGGACACAUGACUGCCCGUCUGGCAGAAGCUGUAAAGGAUGAGAAAAGCAACUUGAGAGAACUUUUGAAAAAAGCAUAUGAUCAUGUACCAACUUUGAAAGAAGCUAUUGAAACAGUUAGCAAUGUUACUUUUUCUUUGGCUAACAACCACGAAAAAAAUCGUUUGUUGAUUAAUGACUGUUUUAAUAGUUUGGAAGAAGCCCUCCAUCAAAGAAGAAACGAGCUAAUAGAAGAACUCGAUCAAAUGGCAUCAAAAAAGCGAACCGUUCUUGAAGAACAAAAGAAUCUCUUAAACAUGUGCUUGUCAAAUCUAAUGGCCAAUUCCGAAUUCACCGAAAACGCUUUAUGUUAUGGAAGCGAGACUGAGAUUAUAUUGGUAACAAAACAAAUGGUCGAAAAAUUAGAAGAUUUUGCUGCCAUGAGAAUUCAAAAAAUGCCAGAAGAAAAUGAUUACCUUACAUUCCGACCAGAAGGCUUUGAUACUGCAAAGACUGCUAUUUCGAAUGUAGGCAAUCUGAUGACAACCAGUGCUGUUGCCCAUCAAAGUACGGCUGCAGGAGAAGGCUUGAAGCUGUGUAGAGUCAAUAAACAAACUCUGGUGGUCGUUACUGCAAAAGAUCGUAGAAGUGAUAUAGUCAGAGGAGCAGGAGACGUAUUUGAAGCAGAAUUAGUUUCACCUGAACUGAAUUUCUCUUGCAAACCUAAAAUUGUGGACCAAAAAAAUGGCAGCUACGAUAUGGUGUACACUGUUCCUAAAGAAGGAACGUACCAUUUGAGCAUCAAGUUCCUAGGGCAGCAUAUUUCUGGAAGCCCUUUUGUAGUAAAAUCCUAUAUUGAAGAAGAAUCGUCUUCGAGUGAUAGACCUGUCAGCUCAAAAAUUCCGAGAACAACUGGAGUCAGACAGAGAACCAGCAAGUCUUCAUCCAGUAAUCGUUCUAGUGGAUCUAGACUUAGAAGUAAUGCUAUAGAGGACGACUUAAUUUUGAAAGUCGGAAAUAGAGGUCGUGGAAGAGGUGAAUUCAGUAAUCCACAAGGAGUCUGCUGUACAAGAGAUGGGAGAAUCGUAAUAGCUGACAGCAACAACCAAUGUGUUCAAGUUUUUGAUGCUGCAACAGGAGAAUUUCGACUUCGAUUUGGAGCUAGAGGUAGAUCUCCUGGGCAGAUGCAACGACCAACUGGAGUUACAAUCCUUUCGAAUGGAAAUUUUGCUGUUGCCGAUUACGAAAAUAAAUGGGUGAGCAUCUAUGAUCCGUAUGGGAAGUAUCUAUCUCGUAUUGGAAUUGGAAAACUUCUUGGACCAAAAGGAGUCGCUGUUGAUAGAAAUGGCCAUAUUAUUGUUGUGGAUAACAAAGGCAAUAACGUUCUGGUUUUUCAAGAAAAUGGAAAAAUUUUGUAUAAAUUUGGCAGCCGCCCGUCCGAACCCGGUCGCUUCACCGGUCCACACUAUGCCGCUAUCAACAGCAGAAAUCAAAUAGUCGUUUCAGAUUUCCAUAGCCAUUGCGUAAAGAUUUUUGAUGCUGAAGGUGGCUUCCUAUCGUCUUUUGGAUCGAACGGUGAAGGGAAUGGCCAGUUCAACGCACCAACCGGUGUGGCGAUCGAUAGCCAGGAUAACAUAAUUGUUGCUGAUUGGGGAAACUGUCGAAUCCAAGUUUUUGACAUGAAUGGCUCCUUCUUAUCCUUUAUUAACACUUUUGGUGAUCCGCUUUAUGGUCCACAAGGAUUGGCUCUAACUCCAGACGGGCAUGUAGUUGUGUCUGAUUCUGGAAACCAUUGCUUUAAAGUGUACAAAUAUCUUCAAUAACGAUGUCUAGCGCUAUACUGAUGUUUAUUUAUCACUGUAUAAACUCGUUGAUCCUCUUUUUACAUUCACUCAUUAUUUGACUUUUUGUUUUCUUCCCUGAAAGAAUUAUCGUGCUUUAAUAAAGAUUACGAAACUGACAAGAA
Messenger RNA from Argiope bruennichi, 2816 nucleotides. Its product is annotated as tripartite motif-containing protein 2-like. The record is from RefSeq and is a predicted model, not a curated record. The coding region runs from base 280 to 2673 and encodes 797 amino acids. The transcript is spliced from 7 exons. NCBI's taxonomy places the organism in Eukaryota, Metazoa, Arthropoda, Arachnida, Araneae, Araneidae. Gene Ontology annotation, biological process: negative regulation of translation; proteasome-mediated ubiquitin-dependent protein catabolic process; protein polyubiquitination. Gene Ontology annotation, molecular function: ubiquitin protein ligase activity; zinc ion binding; protein binding.